Molecule: messenger RNA, 978 nt
Organism: Nerophis lumbriciformis (worm pipefish)
Lineage: Eukaryota; Metazoa; Chordata; Actinopteri; Syngnathiformes; Syngnathidae
Source: RefSeq, a predicted model, not a curated record
AUGAUUGACUUGGGCCUCACCGACGGCAGCCUGAUCGAUGAGUUGAUGGUGCUAACAUCGCAGAGCCUUGGGCAACUGGAGAUCCAAGAACACUUCAACGUCAUUAAGGAGAUCGGCCGAGGAAAAUAUGGCAAAGUGUUGCUGGUCACACAUCGCUUUAAGGGGACUCCCAUGGCUUUGAAAGUAAUGCCGAAAACCUCAACUAAACUCCAGGGCUUCCUGCGAGAGUACUGUAUCUCCUUGCAUCUGUCCAGCCACCCCUGCAUCGUGGGUUUGUUUGGCAUCGCCUUCCAGUCGAGUGAGCACUACUGCUUUGCCCAGGAGCUUGUAAUUGGAAGGGAUUUGUUUGCUGUCAUUCAGCCCAAGGUGGGGAUUCCUGAGCCAUCUGCUAAACGUUGCGUGGUCCAGAUUGCCAGUGCUUUGGAGUUCAUCCACAGCCGCGGCCUGGUCCACCGUGAUGUCAAGCCUGAGAACAUCCUUCUACUGGAUCAUGACUGCUGCCAGGUCAAGCUGGCAGACUUUGGCCUUGCCCAAAAGAGGGGUACUCUAAUCAGUUUCAUCACAGGGACCCUGCCUUAUAUGGCCCCUGAGCUUUGCAGCGUUGCUCUCUUGGAGGGCCAAAAAGAAGUCACUGCUCCUCCACUCAGUGUGGAGCCAAGUCUUGACACUUGGGCCUUUGGGGUGCUUAUAUUCUGCAUCUUGACGGGUUACUUUCCUUGGGAGCGUUGCAUGGACACGGAUGACUGCUACCAGGAGUUUGCUGAUUGGUUAAGAUUGGGAGAGAACGCUGAGGAGGACAAUCCUCAGUUGUGGAAAAAGUUCACCCCAGAAGCUAUGGAGUUGUUCAGUAAGCUCCUGGCUGUGGAUGCCGAAAAAAGGUGCACUGAAGGGGUGGUGAAAAAAUAUGUAGGGGAAGCUUGGCUUAAGAAGGAAUAUGGGAUGGAAGAGCAGCAGCCAGUUAAACAAGGCAAAGUAUAA